AUGAAGGACGUGAAAAUUGAAGAUUGCGAGGCCGAAGCAGUAUAUCCUUUGAUAUCUGCGGAAUCAAAUUCACUUUUCGCUUUGAUGUGGACUCAGAACCUUGCAGCUUUGGCUGCUGGAACAGGCACGAAUGCUUCAACUAAUUCAUUUAUGCAGCCGUUGUUGAAUUCAACAUCAGGAACUUUGCAACAGCUCAAUCCGUUCUUGCAAACGCUUGCCGUACAAUCUGGAAUUGGUUUUUCCCCCAAAACGAAUAUGGCUGUCGCAUUUCCUUCCAAUAAAGAGGUUGAAGACACAGAUAAAGUUCUAUGCCGCAAUCCAGCUUCAACUGGAAGCGGAAAUGAGCAGGAGGCGAAGAGAAUACGUCUUUCUUCCCACUCAUUGAAGCCCUCUACAUCUCAACAUAUCAACACGGUUUUAGCUGUUGGUGGUGGUGUAUCUGGUAGUAACGGUGAUAUUACAGCAGGUGACAUUUUACUUUUAUCUCCACUGAAAGUAACUACUUUAGCAUAUAAUUUGCAAGUAAUUACGUGCAAUGAAGCAAGAUCCAAAGUUACACAAUUAUUUAUCGGAUGA
Messenger RNA from Brugia pahangi, 576 nucleotides. Lineage: Eukaryota; Metazoa; Nematoda; Chromadorea; Rhabditida; Onchocercidae. The record is from the annotation of a GenBank genome assembly.